CCAACCGGCCCGCGGCUUGCACCGGCACUUGCCGAAUCGCUACAGCCCUGCAUUCCGUUGUAUGUAAACCGUGUAGGGCUCUAGCGGUGUGCUCCGCACAUGCGGUUGUUACACCACGGAUAGUUUGCCGGUGUGACACGGAACACCGCGGCACCUGACAGCACAACGCUGAUUUGUGCUGACCAAUGGAAAUGCGAAUUAAUUUGAUUAUAUCGCAGAGUAUCAACAUCAAACUAUUUCAGGUGGUUUCAAACAUCGAUCAGUAUCUGUUUUUUUGGUUAGCGACUGUUGUUUCGAGCUAUUUUCCAGGCCCAUAUUCCUACUACGAAAGAGUGUCUAAAAUGAUUGUUCCCAGAUCUGUCCAAAGACUCGUUUUCAGUUCUUCCUCCAAAUCAUGGAAUCUCGUUACUCCAUUAUCCAAAAGAUACUUUUCUCACUCGCUAAGACCCUUAAAUAAAUUGGAAGAAUCCACUGACUCGUUGCCAUUGCUAUCUGCCUUGCCUCGUGAAGUCCCAAAGGAAAUUGCCGAGGAAAUAGUAAAUCCUGCCGAUAAAUACAAAGAUCAGUCUCAGGAAUUGCACAAGUUCGGCCAAUAUAUUAUGACUUCCUUGCCCAAGUUUGUUCAAAAGUUUUCAGUUUGGAAAGAUGAAUUGGUUAUAUAUGUUGGCCCAAACUCACUAACUCCUGUCAUGACUUACUUGAAAAACCACACUUCCUGUCAAUUUACAUUAGUUGCUGAUGUCACUGGAGCAGACUAUCCCUCAAGAGUUAACAGAUUUGAUGUCAUUUAUAACAUGUUAUCGGUCAAAUUCAAUUCAAGAAUUAGAGUUAAAACCUAUGCAUCCGAAGUAUCGCCAGUUCCUUCAAUUGUUCCCUUAUUCGAAGGUGCUAAUUGGUAUGAAAGAGAGACUUACGAUUUGUUUGGUAUCUUUUUUGAAAACCAUCCAGAUUUAAGAAGAAUCCUAACCGAUUAUGGUUUUGAAGGUCAUCCAUUGAAAAAAGAUUUCCCAACAACUGGUUACACUGAAGUAAGAUACGACGAAGAAAAAAAAAGAAUCAUUUAUGAACCUUUAGAAUUGACUCAAGCUUUCAGAAAUUUCUCUGUUGGUAGUUCUGUUUGGGAACAAGUAGGCGAAGGUAAAGACUACACUCCAACUGAUUUCAAAUUGCCAACUCCAGAACCUGAGCCACAACCUGAAUCAACUGAAAAGAAAUAAUAAUUUUAUUCAAUAAAUAAAAAUACAAUUACAAUAAAUUACAAUAAAUUACAAUUUAUUUCAAUUUUUUAGUUAAUAACCUCAAUUACAAAUACUAAGAAUUCUCCCCUUAAAAAUUCCCAUCAAUAAUUUUAUAAUCCAAUUCAUGAUUUUUUUUCCUCAAAAC
This is a messenger RNA of Ascoidea rubescens DSM 1968, 1383 nucleotides long. Its product is annotated as complex I 30 kDa subunit family protein. The record is from RefSeq and is a predicted model, not a curated record. The transcript has a single exon. Lineage: Eukaryota; Fungi; Ascomycota; Saccharomycetes; Ascoideales; Ascoideaceae. Gene Ontology annotation, molecular function: NADH dehydrogenase (ubiquinone) activity. Bases 186 to 1217 code for a protein of 343 amino acids.